Contarinia nasturtii (swede midge) is the source of this 1532-nucleotide messenger RNA. Its product is annotated as vitellogenin-1-like. Lineage: Eukaryota; Metazoa; Arthropoda; Insecta; Diptera; Cecidomyiidae. Gene Ontology annotation, molecular function: lipase activity. The record is from RefSeq and is a predicted model, not a curated record. The transcript is spliced from 7 exons. Bases 206 to 1357 code for a protein of 383 amino acids.
UGUUGCCGAGACAGUGUUGAUCACGGAACGAAACUUCGCUAUUUCAUUUAUUCCGAAAAGAAUUCAUUUUUUUUGUUCGUUUCCAAUUGAAAGCGUUUGCGUGACCCGUCGCCGUUGUGUUCACUAUUCAUCUCUGGGCAAUGUUCCAGUGGCAAUUGAUUUUAAUUAGUGUUCCGAGAAAGAAAAAUAUAGUUACACAGAAAAGAUGCGAUUUUUCGCUUAUUUAACAGUACUUUUGUUUAUAUCGCAUGACGGAUAUUGUGUGGAAUUUCACAUGAGCGAUGUAUUUAGUGUUUUAACGCAUGCAACAGUUGGUGCAUUGGAAUCCAUACCACGUUCAAUUCCGAGCCCAUCAAAAUUUUUCGAGCUCAGCAAAAAUGUGCUCAUCGGAUUUCCAUAUGAAAUCGCAUAUGCGUUGAUAAAUGACUUUUGCUCUGCUGCGCUCAAUUCAAACUCAGUGUUUGUAAAGGCAAAAUUCACCCCGAAAAUCGAAUCGAUGUCAUUUAUUUUACGAACUAAAGACGCCCAUAUAUCAAUUCCAAUUAAUAAUCCGAACGCGUUGUGGAAUCACACGGAAUUCAAUUCAAGCAAUCCAUUAACGAUAUUUGUAACCGGCUGGAAGACAAACUUAAAACACGAUGUAUCAACGGCUCAAGAUACUAUGUCCGCUGCGUAUUUGUGUCGAGGCAACGUCAAUUUUGUGACCCUUGAUACAGCUGCUUACAUUGAUACGUUAUAUAGUUGGAGCGCCUUCAACACCGAAACCAUUGGUGAAUGUUUAAGUAAUGCGUUACAGAGUUUGAUUACGAGAUAUCCGCUCGAGAAAAUUCACCUCAUCGGCCACUCUUUGGGAGCGCAAAUUUGUGGUGCUGCCGGUAGACAUUUUACAACAAAUACAAAACGUUGGAUCCCACGAAUAACUGGCUUAGAUCCGGCUAAUCCAUGUUUCAACAACGGUGAAGCUUUAAGCGGUUUAUUCCGUGGCGAUGCCCAGUAUGUUGAUGUUAUACACACAAAUCCAGGUUGUUUGGGAAAGCGAGAAGCGGUUGGUGAUGCUGAUUUUUAUUGUAAUGGUAUGUCACCGCUGCAACCGGGUUCGUUUGAUGUUUCAUCGAGUCAUAGCCGCGCCUGGCAAUAUUAUGCCGAAUCAGUAUAUCCUGGCCAGGAAAGCAAUUUUUUGGCAAAAGAAUGUACAUCGAUGCAAGCUUUUGAGACAAACUGUUGCCAUGGGCCGUGGAUUUCAAUGGGUUAUGCCACACCCACUCAUGUGAAAGGAAAGUAUUUUUUAAAAACCCACUCGAAAAGUCCGUACGGUGAAAAUUCUAGAAAAUAUUAUCAACCCGUUUGUGUCAAUUAGAACAUACACACAAGCAUUAACGUUACAAUGCCAGUGAAUAGGUUUUUUUUCUUCAUCUGAGUAUUAAAAAGCAGAAUUUAUUGCGUGGAAAAACUUUCCGGAUCGAUAACGGUAAUGAGUUUAACGCCUUUUAGGCUCUUAAUAAAGUGUGAUAAGAAAGCGUUAGGAAUGUAAA